Messenger RNA from Charadrius vociferus (killdeer), 129 nucleotides. RefSeq names its product spindle and kinetochore-associated protein 3-like. The record is from RefSeq and is a predicted model, not a curated record. The coding region runs from base 1 to 129 and encodes 42 amino acids. The transcript is spliced from 4 exons. Lineage: Eukaryota; Metazoa; Chordata; Aves; Charadriiformes; Charadriidae.
AUGAAGAAUCCAGAGGCGAGGCAGCGGGAGCGGGCCCUACGCCGAGAGGACACGGAUUAUGAAGAUGAAUCUCCAAUAAGAGUCUUGCAUGACCUCCACUGUGAAAUCAGAACUCUGAAGUCCUCAUAA